Periconia digitata is the source of this 966-nucleotide messenger RNA. NCBI's taxonomy places the organism in Eukaryota, Fungi, Ascomycota, Dothideomycetes, Pleosporales, Periconiaceae. The record is from the annotation of a GenBank genome assembly.
UCCUCAUCGUAUCCAACCACAGCUUCGUCCAACAUGACCAUCUUCGUCAACUUUGUCCUUGGACCGAAAGAAGCGUAUCUCUUCAACAGCCCGACGCAUUGGGCUUGGCACAAUUGCCCACCGGAUGUGGAGGCACUAUUCACGAGGCAGCCGCCAAUUGGGGACGUUUUGGAGUAUGCGCUCGGUGAGGGUGGGGCGUAUUUCUUAAGUUAUAGGGAUACGGAUGGUGAUAUUAAGUGCUCCCACUUCAACCUCCCCAACCCCCUCACAAAUUACCUCUACGAAGGUCACCCACACGUGAUCCGCGAUCUCGCCACCCUCUCCAUAACCCUCGGUCCCUGGGAGAGCUACUACGCCCACGACAAGAAUUCAGCAUCAUGGGCCAACCUCCCCGCCAGUCUGGAAAAGGCUAUUCUAAACCGCCUUGUCUCGCAAGACGCAUGGAAAACCACCUGGGAGGAGAACGGCCGCGAGGCACCCAGUUUCGUGAGUCUCGGCGCGGAUGGGAGUUACUUCAUGCGCACUGUGAGGGGUGGAGGAAGUUGGGAUUUGAAGAAUGCGGCGAAGGAGGAGGGCAUGGGCGGGACCAACAAGUUUUUGGAGGAAGCGCCGGAUUUCAGUGGGGUUGCCGCCCUCUACCUCUUCCCCUCCUCUCCCUCUUCCUACGUUCUUCUCCUGACCUCCGGAAAAGCCUACUCAAACCUCCCCGAAUACACAUGGGCCGACUAUAACAAAAUGGCCCCGCAUCUUCCCGUUCUGGUGCAAACCCUCUCCCCAAUCCCUUGCGUCCCACAAGCCCAAUUGCCGCCACAGAUCGCCCAGCCGCCGCGCUCCACGGGAUGCUGUCCGAACGGGAAUAUCGGCGUUGCGCAUAAUUGCUGUUCAAGGCCGCAAAGUGGGACGGGUGGAGGAGGGGUUGUGUUGGGGUUGCCGCCGCCUUUUGGAAGGGCGGGGUUGCUGAGGUGA